AAACAUAAGCGUACAAAAUAGUUUAUUCUCAAAACCAAUUCCUUUCUUUGUCUUCUUUAUCUGAUAUUCUUGUGCAAGACACGAAAUUGCUUCUGCUUCUAUAUUCUAUUGGGGUGCUUAGAAGGUCCAAUUCAUUAGCUUUCCACAGGAAGAAAGUGAGUUGAUUCCUGGGUCUAGUCGUUUUUCUAAGGUUCUUUUACUGAACUCUUUCUCUUUCUGUUCGGGUGCAUGUGUGUGUUGGAGUUUCUUGGUCUUGGCACAUGGCCAUGAAUGGUACAGUGAAUCUUUGUUCUGAAAAUAAGAAUGCUUCUUUAUUCUUCUAAAGCCACCAUCAAAUCUUUGUUCUUGAAUGAAUGAUGGCCUUAGCUCUAACUAACUGACAAAACUAAAAUUUCCAUUUCUUUGAUGGUUUGGCUUGAUUUGAUUGUUCUAAAAUCUUGAAAUUGUUUUAUCAUUUCUCACUGAAAUUUCAAUUACUCUUGAUCAUUCGUCUAUUUUUUUUUUUAUAUAUGAAUAUAGCCAUAUAGCUAUAAGAUUGAAAAGAUUGGUACAUGUUUUUCUUUUAAACGCAUAAUGCAUAACUUAUGUAGUUAUAUCUCAUCAAUCAAUUUUUAAAUGCUGACUAACCAUUAAGCGGUUUAGUUGGCCUCUGCUGGAUUGUUUUUAUUCCAAUUAACUCCACUUUUUGCAAUUUUCUUGUAUCAUCAUUUGUCAAUUAGAACAUUUUGGGCUCUGUGGUUCUAUUCCCUACUUUUGAAAUAAAAUUUGCCCUGAGGACAUCCUUUUCACUAUAAUAAUGUCAGGUUUGAGUGUCAAUUUGAUUCGAUUAUGGUGUUUUACAGAAUCAAGUUCCAUGAUACUCAAAGAUCUAAUGGAAGAAAAACAGUUAAAUUUUAAUCAACCACUUUUGUCAGUAAGGCGGUUCUCAUCAACAGUGACCUCUGAAACAGACAACAAAAGGAACAUUGAUAAUUCAAUAGCUAGACUUCAACCUGCUCCUUCUUACAAAUCAGAGUUAAAUUCAGGUCCAGUGAGGCAUGCUGGAACUGUUCCUUUUAUAUGGGAGAAGGCUCCAGGAAGACCCAAAGAUGAAAGCAAAUUACAGACACAAGCUAUUGGGCAGCCUCCAAUCACUCCAAACAUUCCACCUGGGAGGGUAUCAAAAAUUAAGGAACAAGAUUCUGGUAGAGUUUUGACUUUGGUUAAAAAAAACUCUCAAAAUGUAGCAACUUUGGUUAAAAAAGUAACAAAAUAUGAUGAAAGCUCUAAAGAGGAAACUAAGGAGAAGGAAAGUUCUGACUCAGAUGAUGGAAAUGAGGCCUAUGUAGAUGCUCUUGAUACACUUUCUAGGGCUGAAUCAUUCUUCAUGAGCUGUAGUGUGAGUGGUUUGAGUGGAUGGGAUGAGAAAGAGGUCCAACCAUUUGGAAGUUUCUCUAGUGAACAGGAAGAUCGUAAUUUCAUGAUUGAUAGGUUCUUGCCUGCAGCAAAGGCAAUGAUAUCUGAAGCACCUCACUAUGCUUCCAAGAAAGCACUUGUUGGACAAGAACAACAAAAGCAGAUAAAAAAAGAUGUGACCCUUAAUCAGCAUAGACCAAAAGCUUUGACACAUUACAACCUAGAUAUUAUUGGUAAGGAAGAAAGUGAAGAUGAAAGUGAUGAUUGCGAUGAAUCUGAAAACUACACAACCACAGUCUGUAGCCUAUUUCCUCGGUUCUGCCUUUUGAAUCCAGUAACUGGAUUAAGAAUGGUCGAUAAGGUUCAAAGAAAUGCAGUUCAUGGAAUGCAAGCUAAAUCAGAUGCUUCUCACACUGAAUCUACAAAAGAGCAUGGUAGAACUCCUAAUUGGAAAAAAUCAAUAGAUUCCCAUUCUGGCUUUACAGAAGAAAAAGAAGUUUUGGGUAUUCAUGUAAAAUCUAAACUUGGCACUGAUCCACAUCAAAGAGGUUGCAACAAUUUAGUGUCCUGUGAGAGCACACAACGUGAUUCUAGUUAUGAAAGCCCUAUUGUUGAGAAAACACUACAUGUUGACUCUGUACAUAAAGUUAAGUCUCAAACCAAUCACAUAGGGGGUGAUAUUGAGGCCUUGAGAACAGAUAGUGGCAUUUAUAAUAAUCCUUCAAUAGAUUCUUCAUGUGAGAAUAGCAAACGCUUGGAUGUUAUGGAUGUGAAGGCAGCAUUACAACCUGAAAGUUCAGGAAAUUCUAUCAAUGACAUGAAAAUGGAAAUGAAAAAAAAUUCCAAGAAAGUAUACAUAGAAAAGCAAGGACUGACCAAGGCUGGCAACCAACAAAGUGACUUAUAUCAGGAUUUGGUUGUGAUUUCAAGUCCUACAAAGUGUACUUUGGCCAGCUCAAAGAUAGGAAAUAAUGGGAAAAUUGACUUAGAAAGCCAAUAUUUUAUGAAGUUAGGCCAUCCAGAAAUAUCUGAUACAAGCUGUUUUCGACUUCCUCUUGUCCUUCCUUCACUAAAAGCUCCAUCAGAGUCUUGGCUUAAGCGUAUUUUGCCUACAAUUUCCAAAAGGAACAUUAAUUCACGGUCUAACCUUAUGGCAAACAGUCAUGCACGAAGUCAAACUCACAAGACACCAUCACCAUAUCCUAAGUGGGAAACAAUUGUUAAAUCUUCCAAUGUAUAUCAUGGACAUCUGCAGCUCCCUGAGGAACUACGAACACUACCCCCAGAAGCUUGAACUUUACGGAGAGAAAAGAAGACUUUUCAUAAUCUGAAUGCCUGGUGAAAUGCACAUUUUUGGUUAUGUAAUUUGUGUGUUAAUGUUCUGUUUUCCCAUCCUUCUUGUUGGUCCCCUUUUGCUUCUGUAUCCAUGAGUGUACAUAACCGAAGCUGUAAACCACUGUUGCCUAUUGUAUCUUGUAAAUUUUUGUUUCAAUAAAAAUUUCUCUCUUUG
Molecule: messenger RNA, 2905 nt
Organism: Abrus precatorius (Indian licorice)
Lineage: Eukaryota; Viridiplantae; Streptophyta; Magnoliopsida; Fabales; Fabaceae
Exons: 3
Coding region: 797-2689 (630 amino acids)
Source: RefSeq, a predicted model, not a curated record